AUGGCGCCAGCGGAGGAGGGCCUGGAAGACAGAGAGGAGGCCGUUCGGGAGUCCAAGCAGGAGCUGAACGAUAGAUCCGCGGUACUUCCCCCCUCCUUGUCACCGUCUCCUUGUUUUGAUCAUCCUGUCUUCUGGUCGGUCGUCUUUCCUGGCUCUGCGGACGGUUCUGUUGGUCUUGCCUCCGAUUUUUCGAGUUUUGUUGUAUUGCUUGAUUCAGAGGGUGGCCCUGGCGAAGGAGAUGCUGGCGAUGCAGGCAGUCCAGACCAGGGAAAGGCUGUCUAAACAGGCUUUACAGACGAAAGAGAUACUCUCGAAGCAGGCCGUGAAGAUCGUCAAGCAAGCCGAGGAGCACGAGCCCUUUAUCAACAAGGUCAUCAUCAUCUCUGUUUAUCAUUCUCACUCAUCAGACGUUUCCGAUCCCCACACUCCAUCUCGGUUCGUUAAUCGUGUACCGCUGCUUCCUCCGAAAGGUCCCCCGUUUUCCUCGACUUGUUACCCUUCUAUUUUCCCAGAUUGUGAGGCCUUUCCGAGGAUUUCAUUUCACCGGUUCCAUCAUUUGUGUGGUAUUCUAUGUAGAUGGCAUGAUUUCUGACAUUCUUGGAAGUAACUGCUUAUUUCGCUGCAAUAUAGGUUACUCACUUGCUGGGCGUGCUUGGGUUUGGUGGAUUCUGCUACCUAUUGGGCGCUAGUAAGUGUCAUCAAUUUGAAACACCCAUUACGAUCCUCAGUUAGAAAUAUCAUUUUAGUAAAAGGAAGCUGUUCCAUCUAUUGUGGUGACCAGGGCCCCAGGAUAUCCCGUAUGUGUACUGUUUUUUCUACGUCAUAUUUGUUCCACUGCGAUGGAUCUACUACAGAUUCAAGAAAUGGCACUACUAUCUGUUGGUGAGUAUCAUACAUCUCCAACAGGUUUCUGAUUGGCUCUUUGUCAGGCCACAAAAGUUUCAGAAUACAAAUCAGAGUUGGCUCAUGCCUCUUGUAUCUAUUGUAUGCUGUGCUUUGGUGUUCUAAGCUCAACUUUUUUAGCCGUUGUUGUUUUGCAGGACUUCUGCUACUACGCUAAUACGAUUUUUAUUAUUACACUUAUUUUCUUCCCAAGACACGAGAAACUUUUCAUGAUCUGUUUCUCAUUUGCAGAAGUAAGUGUGAAAUCCUGGGUUAGGGUCGGCAUGUAUUUUCUCUUUGAUCUAACUUUCUUUAUAUUUAAUGUCUUCUAAUUCUCUUUAGGGACCGCUGGCUUGGGCAUUGAUCGUGUGGCGGUGUAGCCUUGUGUUCAGUUCUCUAGACAAGACUGUCAGCGUCUUAAUUCAUCUCUUACCUGGUCAGUCUCCCAUCCUCUUACUGAACUGAAUUGAUAGCGUGAUGCCUGUUCUUUAUUUUUGUUACCCACGCAGCAUAUCAUUCUUAUCUGAUUCAUGCAUUCAACCCAGAUUUCGAUGUCCCCACUUUGUGACGUUUCUUCUCCCGAUCCAAGGAAUUGAUGGAUUUCUCUAACCGGCUGCGUUCCAAAUGUCAGACACGAAAGAGUCUGGCGGAGGUAACAUGAGACUAGCUGGUGCGUAGAGAAUUCACUUGCUUGGUUGUGCAGCUUAGACCCGUGCAAGUGAAGACAAAUCUUCAAAGGUUCCCUUGACUCUAGAAAGCCUUGACAAGAACCUGUCUUCUUAGGCCAACUGUCAUCAAAAGAGUGAACUGAAACAUAAUCCCCUCGUAAUAUCUCGGUCUCUUUGUGCAAUGUGUUUUUUUGGUGUAGACAGUGAUGUUUGACCUUGUCCUCUUUGCUGAGUGCCCGAGCAAUGUAAGAACUUGUUACUUCCAUCGUUGAGCAGGUGGGCCCACCUUGUCUUUUGUGUAUUUAUCUAUUUCUGGUCACAUUGAUUUUUUUAUUGAUACCAUGGUGUUGUUUGGCCUGGUCUUCUUUGUGAAGUGUCUGAGCAAUUUAAAUACUUGUCACUUCAUCGUUGAGCACUGCGGACCCACCUUGUCUUCUGUGUAUUUAUCUAUUUAUGGGCACAUAAUUUUUUUUUAUUAAUACCACAGUGUGAGUUUUGGACUGUCGUGUUCAUUAAUAAAGCAUCCACUGCAGGAAUUGUCUUCUUUACCAUACGUUGGUGGGAUCCUGCAACAUUUGCCUCAAUGCAUCCCGAGGGAAAAGACAGAGCAUCUUGGUCUUAUGCUGAGGAUAAGUCAUACCUGUGGACUUGGCUAUUUCUCUUUCCAUUGGCAGCAUACACCCUUUGGCAACUUCUGUACUUCUUCAUUGUUAAUGUUCUACGACAGCAGAGGCUGCUAAGAGAUCCCGAAGUCAUGACCUCUUACAGGUAACUCUCUUUGCUUCCAGCGCGUGCUUGUGCAUGCACUUGUGGUAGAUCAUGCGUGCUUUUGAUCUGGUAAAUGUGGCAAUUAUAUCUAGCGAUUAAAAUAUGUUGGCUGAUUCCUUUUGAGGCUCCAAGCCCAAUGCUUUCACAUGGUCGGAUGCUGGCUGUCUUGAGUUGUAUAAUUGUUCUUCACGUGUGUCUCAUCAAAGGGGACAUUUCGAUCAUGUUACCAAUUAAACUUUAGUGAAAUACCCUGAUAUUUUCACUUUGCUAAAUAAUCGUAGACCCGUUUUAUUCUAACAAGAUGGCCCAACUCAUCUUGUUAUUAAGAUGUGCAGCGUAUUCUCUGCGAAAUCGUCUGUACGAUGCUCUAAUUAUCGGCGAUAUAUCAGCAUUUCUUCAUUGUUUCUUAUGCAAUUCUUCUGUUGAUGUUGGUAGGGAGCUGUCGAAGAAAGCCCAGAAGGCAAACAAUGUCUGGUGGCGGCUGAGCGGGAUUCUCGGGGAUCAGAAUCGGAACAUCAUGUAUAUAUUGCUUCAGGCAAUAUUCACGGUGGCAACCAUGGCCCUCACGGUCCCGAUCUUUCUGUCGUACGAGAUGCACAUUGUCUUUCAGGUACUCAAGGUCUCUGCUACCGUAUGGAACGGUGGGAGCUUCCUUCUGGAAGUCAUGCCGAGGCAGGUCGUGCUCAAGGAAAAGAAGAAGCUGGAGAUGAUGCCCCUCCCCACUCAAUCAGAUCCCAAGUCCACUGAUCUUUCCACAAACAGUAACCAGUACAAUGGUCAGAACACUAGUGAGACCUCGCAUACAGAUGACAGUAAACAGGCGUAG
Molecule: messenger RNA, 3144 nt
Organism: Spirodela intermedia
Lineage: Eukaryota; Viridiplantae; Streptophyta; Magnoliopsida; Alismatales; Araceae
Source: the annotation of a GenBank genome assembly